Molecule: messenger RNA, 519 nt
Organism: Paramecium sonneborni
Lineage: Eukaryota; Ciliophora; Oligohymenophorea; Peniculida; Parameciidae
Source: the annotation of a GenBank genome assembly
AUGUAAAAUAAUAACAAUAAUAAUCUCAACUUUGAAUUUAGUAAGGAUACUAAUAACCUAAAUAAGAAAUUAUAAGGAUUUUAUCGAUAAAAAGAUCAAAAGUUUGAUAAUUUCUUUGAUGAGUUAACCACAGAAUAUAAAUUAUUUAAAGUAUGACAAUCCAUAAUAUUUAGAAAAUGACUCACGAAUGUUAAAUGAAUUGUUUUGGCAAAGCUGAUUUUACUAGAAAAUAAUCUGAUGCAUGCGCUAGAUAAUGUUUAGAUGGAUAUUUAUUUAUAAGAAAAUCUAUAGGAGAUAAAAUAGGAUAAUGUGAUGUAAUUAUUAUUAAUAUUAGCAGCAUCAAUUUUAGCAAUAAGAAUCAAAAUGUAUGAGUUCAUCUGAUAUGGAUUGUAAUAAUAUAAAUAUAUUUAAGAAUGUUAUUCCAACUUAGUGAAUUCAUUAGGAGUUUGCUUAUAAUAAAAUACAUAAUUUGCAAAAGAAUAGUACAAGAGUGUGUUAUAACGUUUUUUAAAAAAAUGA